GGCGCGCUGCUGGUUUUGCCACGUACCGAUGAUUUAUUUGGGUUCCGUUGGUCCUCCUGUCUCGAAGGUGCGGCAGACGGAUGGAGGAGCAGAGCCGCGCUCUCGGAGACCCGACCGUCCGCCAGGGGAAGCUGCUGCUCCAGCGGCGGUGCUGCCCCGAGCCCUCUGACCUGCGCCUGAGGAGCUUCUGCAUGGCCGCCUUCCACUCAUAGGCACGGGCGGCUCUGGCGGGGAGGCACUGACCUUCCUGGAAGGCACCAAAGUGUCACGAAAUGGCUCAGGAAGAGAUGGAAGUUGAUCUCCAGCCAGUGGUGAGCUACUCCCUGGAGAACCAGGGGAUGAUGCUUCCUGCAGAGCCCGCUGCUCACACAUCGCUGUCCUCCCAGGCUCCGGCGCCGAGCAGCAGAGGAGGCAGCAUUAUCGUUCUUUCCGACGAUGAAGUCGUUACCCUAUCGACUGCUGAUGCCCCAAGGGAAGCAGCUGCCGAUCCUGACCAGCAGGCGAAUCCUCCGUCAGCUCUCAUCGGGCUGCUGAGGCUGCAGGGGGCGUUUGAGCAGCACCAGCUGCUGCCUGGGCCGCAGAUUACGCAGCGCCCGCGGGUACGAAGGGGUGCUCGCAGGCAGCCGAGAGUCAGUGGUUCCCAGAGGACAGUCAGUGCCAGGGCGGCAUUGGACAGUUACUUUCAGAUCAGCAGGACACAGGAGCCAGCUACAAUAGCAGGUUCACAUCUGGAGCCCUCGCAUACUGUGAGGAGCAGCCAGGAGCACACAUCACAGGUCACAGAAUUGCAAUUGAGUGACACCGACAGCAGCACUUCUGAGGAGGAGGAAGAGGUGGAGACUGCAGCACCUCUGCCUCCAGCAGCCCAGCAGACGCCUGCAGCAGCUAGCUCAGUUUCCAGUCAGGAUCAAGCAGAGCUGCCUCAAACUCUGCCUCAAGUUCCUGCGGAACGUGGAAAUCGUGAGGAUGAAGAAUUUGAAGCCCAGCAAAAGCAGAGAACUCCACUGAAGAAACAGGAGGCACCAAUUCCUGCUGCAGCACUGGAGGAGGAGGAGGAGGGGGACACCUGUGCCAUCUGUUUUGAGCCGUGGACCAAUGCUGGGGAGCACCGUCUGUCAGCCCUGCGCUGCGGGCACCUCUUUGGUUACACUUGCAUUGACAGGUGGCUGAAGGGGCAGGCAGGGAAGUGUCCCCAGUGCAAUAAGAAAGCAAAACGUUCUGACAUCGUGGUCCUGUAUGCCCGGACUCUGAAGGCACUGGAUACCAGUGAGCAGGAACGUGUGAAGAGCUCUUUAGAAAAGGAGCAGAAGUUGCGGAGGCAGGCAGAGCUGGAAUCUGCACAGAGCCGGCUCCAGCUGCAGGUUCUGACAGAUGAAUGCAGCAAACUCCGUAAGCAAGUUCAGGUGAGUCUGACUCUCCUGGUGCACAGAGGACUCCCUUUCUCCCCAGCCUGACUUUUGCUUCCUUACAGGACAGAAGGCAGGCUUCCACAUCUGGUAGGAUUUAGUAAACUCAAGUUGGUCAAUGAUUCUCAGUAUCCCAGCUAGUGUAGUUAUGCACGCUACUUGGUGCUGACUUCAUUUUUUGCUUCGAAGACUUGAAGUCACAAGUGCAGUGUAACACUAGGUGCUCUCGGCUGCUGAUGUUGCAGCUUGCUCCUCAGCUCUUGUGGCUGCUAGCAAGGUCUGGUAA
This is a messenger RNA of Meleagris gallopavo (turkey), 1692 nucleotides long. Lineage: Eukaryota; Metazoa; Chordata; Aves; Galliformes; Phasianidae. The record is from RefSeq and is a predicted model, not a curated record.